AUGCCGAUCCUCAACGUACAAGGUGCAAACCUGCACUAUGAAAUCUUGGGCUCCGGACAGCCUCUCCUUCUCAUCACUGGCGCCGGCGGCAAUGGCUCAGCCUGGCAUCCAGCAGCCCAGCACCUAUCUCAACACUACACCACAAUCUGCUAUGACCGCCGCAACCACUCGGCAAGCACUAUCACUGGCCCCCAAGACUACUCCAACCGCCUGAACACAGAUGCCUUUGACGCUGCCUGUCUCAUCAAACACUUCAGUUCCUCUGGCAAAGCAAUCGUCGUCGGAAACUCGUCUGGUGCCAUUGUAGCUAUGCAUCUGUUGCUCAGCCACCCCGAUUGUGUGGACAUGCUUGUGUCCCACGAGCCUCCUGCUUUUGGCGCUUUACCUCCAGAGUUCCGCGCCAAGGGAGAAGCUGUAAUUAAUCAUAUCUAUGACAGAUACAGAACCUCUGGCCCGAUCGCUGCUAUGGAAGAAUUCACCAGUAGUUUGUUUAUGGGAAGUGAGAGCGAGCUCAUUUGUGAGCUCAUGCAUCCGGCAACCUCCCACGAGGUUCGUGCAAAUUGCCUAUUCUGGUUUGAAUUUGAGCUUAGACAAUAUCCUUGUUCAGACGUCGAUGUCCCUGGUCUUGUCAAGCUCAAGGAAAAACUUGUCCCUGCUGCUGGCAUAGAUUCGGGGGACGGGGUUGGGGUUGCGCCCAUCGCUGCCAUUGCCGCUGCUACUGGCAGAGAUAUUCUCAGGCUUCCUGGUGGUCAUAUUGGUUUCAUGAUACAGCCUCAAACGUGGAGUGAGGCACUUGCCAAAGGUAUCCAGGCAUACUGA
Messenger RNA from Aureobasidium melanogenum CBS 110374, 819 nucleotides. Its product is annotated as alpha/beta-hydrolase. The record is from RefSeq and is a predicted model, not a curated record. Gene Ontology annotation, biological process: glycerolipid catabolic process. Gene Ontology annotation, molecular function: triacylglycerol lipase activity. Bases 1 to 819 code for a protein of 272 amino acids. The transcript has a single exon. Lineage: Eukaryota; Fungi; Ascomycota; Dothideomycetes; Dothideales; Saccotheciaceae.